Paraglomus occultum is the source of this 648-nucleotide messenger RNA. Lineage: Eukaryota; Fungi; Glomeromycota; Glomeromycetes; Paraglomerales; Paraglomeraceae. The record is from the annotation of a GenBank genome assembly.
GGAGAAAGAACUGCAAAUAAUUCAACUAGUACUAUCGAAAGAGGAAGAGCGUUGAGCGGUGCUGAACCUAGAGUUUUUAACCAAAUGAGUGAUAACGAUAACAGACAGAGUGCAACGGAAGUGGAGACACACUCUGAUAUACCUGACAUACAAGUACAACCCUCUUCCCCAGAAAUAUCAGAUGAAAAAUCUGCAUCUAUCACACCAUUACCAGCAGCAAUAACAACCAACUCGUCCGUUACAGUUUAUUCAUCCGUUAUUCCGCAACGACAACAACAAACAAGAUCACCCGCAAUACAAGCUUUUCCGCCUGCGUUCACAACCCCUCCAGCUACUCCGUCUGCGCCAAUGGCUGCAGAGCUGGUGAGCAACAGCGAGAGUGAUGAAAACACCAUGACUGGCUUUGCAGAAAAAGAAGACGUAUUGAACAUGUCUGACGAAACAAAUGACAUUUCCAACCGUACAGGCAUAACGAAUAGAUCCAUAUCUCCAUUCGAUUCUUUGCGCCAAGACCAAUUGGACGAUCUGGGUUUUUAUACUGAGCUUCCAACGAUAAGCCCACCGGCAUACACGCCGACGGCACCACCGAUAUGUAAUUUACCGUAUGGGCCGAUACCAGGAUAUGAUCGACACAGGCUUCAGGAUAUG